Messenger RNA from Lepisosteus oculatus (spotted gar), 5978 nucleotides. RefSeq names its product diacylglycerol kinase delta. Gene Ontology annotation, biological process: diacylglycerol metabolic process; intracellular signal transduction; lipid phosphorylation. The record is from RefSeq and is a predicted model, not a curated record. Gene Ontology annotation, molecular function: protein binding; ATP-dependent diacylglycerol kinase activity. NCBI's taxonomy places the organism in Eukaryota, Metazoa, Chordata, Actinopteri, Semionotiformes, Lepisosteidae.
ACAUGGCGAAGACGUUCUAGAUUUAGAUCAAGAAUCACAAUUUUCUUUUAAUCCUGGAUCGGAGUUUUACAACCUUUGAAUGUUCGGGAGGAUUCUGAUGUCAAUGAAUCCCACCGUGAAAAUCAACAGAGAGGAUUGCACAUGCUGACGAAUCCUUAGUUGCUUUUUCCCUAUUUCACAAAGGGUGGCGAAAUUGUAAAUGAUGAAAGUGAAACCGCAUUUUAUAGCUUUUUGUUAAUAUUCAGGGUAGCAUAGCGCGUCAGCGCGUUGUUCAAAACGUCUGGUGUGUCUCAAGAAGGAAGUGGACCAAAAUAUUUCAAAAUGAGUAAUCUGCAGAAAUGUAUUAAUAACGCGGACGCAGACGCACGCACGAGAAGGAGACUUAGUUCAAAAGCCGAACUUGUCUAGGUAACCAAAAAGCAGGUCUUUAGUCCAAGACCUGCUGAAUGACUUGUUCUAAAAGGUACAGAAAUUAGGAGAUACGGUAGCUAGAAAGAGUUAUUCGAACACAACAGGGCAGUGAAGGUUUAAUUGCGAGCCAAACCUCAUGCUGUUCUCUGGGAGAGCUUAGAGGUUAUCGCGUUUGAAUGAUGUAACCACCUGUCGUGGGUGCUGUCACAGAACAGCCUUUCCCCGAGCUCCGAGCCCAUGCAUCUGCAUGCCUGCAUGUGUGUGUGUGCGAGAGAGGGAGACUGAUAAGAAGAGUGUGUGUGAAGAGAAGGACCCGAAACCGACAGUGACAGCUCAAUACGUUACAAAGGAGAAGCGCCGCUGCAGAGAAUAUUGGACUGGUAAGAGGAGUGGAUCUGUCCUUGGUCCACCCCAACCUGACCCGACCAUGGCCAAGAAGCUGAGCCCCAAUGUUCUGUACGUGCGAGAGCCCCAGGAGUCUCUGUCUCCUCACGACUCGGACAGGCUGGCCCAGCAAGAAGCCGGAGAAGAGUCAUCUGACAGUGACGGGGACCAGGAGGAGACCUCCCACAAGCUCAUUAGGAAGGUGUCCACUUCCGGGCAGAUACGGGCCAAGAAAAGUGUCAAAGAAGGACUGCUGCUGAAACAAACCAGUUCCUUCCAGAGAUGGAAGAAGAGAUAUUUCAAACUGAGAGGAAGAACUCUCUAUUAUGCCAAAGAUUCAAAGUCUCUAAUAUUUGAUGAAGUUGACCUGUCAGAUGCCAGCGUUGCAGAAACAAGUACAAAGAACAUUAAUAACAGCUUCACGGUAAUCACCCCAUUUCGAAAGCUGAUCCUAUGUGCUGAAAACAGGAAGGAAAUGGAGGACUGGAUUGGUGCUCUUAAAUCUGUGCAGAAGUGGGAAAGUUACGAGGCCAGCCAGUUCAACAUGGAGCACUUCUCUGGGAUGCACAACUGGUACGCCUGCUCCCACGCCCGGCCCACCUUCUGCAACGUGUGUCGGGAUGCCCUCUCAGGGGUCACUUCACAUGGACUGUCCUGUGAAGUGUGUAAAUUCAAAGCCCACAAACGCUGUGCAGUUAGAUCAACGAACAACUGUAAAUGGACCACAUUAGCCUCCAUAGGCAAUGAUAUUAUUGAAGAUGAGGAUGGGGUGGCAAUGCCUCACCAGUGGCUAGAGGGAAACCUGCCAGUGAGUGCCAAGUGUGUGGUGUGUGACAGGAACUGUGGCAGUGUGCGCAGACUGCAGGACUGGAGGUGUCUGUGGUGCAAAGCUAUUGUCCAUAACAGCUGUAAGGAGCAGAUUGGAAAGAGGUGCCCUCUAGGGCAGUGCAAAGUGUCCAUCAUCCCUCCUACAGCCCUCAACAGUAUUGACUCUGAUGGGUUCUGGAAAGCCACCUCACCUUCGUGCUCCAGUCCUCUGCUGGUGCUGGUCAAUUCCAAGAGUGGAGACAACCAGGGCGUUAAGUUCCUGCGCAGGUUCAAGCAGCUGCUGAAUCCCGCGCAGGUCUUUGACCUCAUGAACGGGGGUCCGCAGCUUGGGCUGCGCCUUUUUCAGAAGUUUGUUACUUUCCGUAUCUUGGUGUGCGGGGGGGAUGGCAGUGUGGGCUGGGUGCUCUCAGAGUUGGACAAACUGGGGCUGCACAAGCAGUGCCAGCUGGGAGUGCUGCCACUGGGUACAGGCAACGAUCUGGCACGCGUCCUGGGCUGGGGGGGACUGUGUGACGAUGACGCCCAGCUCCUGCAGAUUCUAGAGAAGCUGGAACGAGCCACUACGAAAAUGCUGGACAGGUGGAGCAUCCUCACAUAUGAAGUUCCCAUGAAACAGUCCUCUCCAUCCAUUAAAGAGGAGAACUAUGAUUCGCCUCUUCAGGCGCAGAUGACUCACUAUGCUGACUCUGUGGCUACCCACCUGACAAAGAUCCUGGACUCAGACAAACACUCUGACGUCAUUUCCUCAGCAAAGUUCUUGUGUGGCACAGUGAACGACUUUGUGUCCGAAGUGGGUAAGGCAUAUGAAAAAGCCACAGAGAACAAGGGAGAGGCCGAUGCGAUGGCAAAAAAGUGUGCGCUGUUGAAUGAGAAGCUGGAUUCACUGGUAAAAGCGCUGAGUGAGGAGUCCGAGGCAGAGAUAGUGCCCGCUGGAUCCCUCCUGCCCCUCCCACAGGUCCUGCCAGGAGAAAGUGGUAACACAGAAGAGCCCAUUCCUAGGGCUUUCAAGUCCAAGGACCAGCUGAUGUUGAGAGCCAACAGCCUGAAGAAAGCACUCCGGCAGAUCAUUGAACAAGCAGAAAAGGUGGUGGAUGAGCAGAACAAGCACACUCAGGUCUACAGGAUGUCUUCCUCCUCCUCAAUGAAGAGAGAGAAUAGCGAGGAUCUGAAAGAGACUGAUAUGCAGCGCCGGGGAACGGUGUCUUCGACCACGUCUUCCAUCUUCCUGGAAAAGUCAGAAAGCUUUAGCUGUGAUAAUUUCACUGAGGACCCAAACUCCAUGCAAUGCACUGAAAAAUGUGUCAUGAACAACUACUUUGGAAUUGGGCUGGAUGCCAAAAUUUCAUUGGAAUUCAACAACAAAAGGGAGGAGCAUCCAAAAAAAUGCAGCAGUCGCACGAAGAACAUGAUGUGGUACGGAGUGCUGGGAACCAAGGAGCUUCUUCAAAAGACCUACAAGAACCUGGAGCAACGUGUACAGCUGGAGUGCGAUGGAGUCCCUAUGUCAUUGCCCAGUCUUCAGGGUUUGGCUGUUCUCAACAUCCCAAGUUACGCUGGGGGAAUCAACUUCUGGGGGGGAACCAAAGAGGACAAUAACUUUGGGGCCCCAUCCUUUGAUGACAAGAAGCUGGAAGUAGUGGCAGUGUUUGGGAGCAUGCAGAUGGCCAUGUCCCGAGUAAUAAAUCUGCAACAUCAUCGCAUAGCACAGUGCCGAGCAGUGAAGAUAACCAUCCUGGGAGACGAAGGGGUUCCUGUGCAAGUGGAUGGCGAAGCCUGGAUUCAGCCCCCAGGAAUUGUCAAGAUCAUCCACAAGAACCGUGCCCAGAUGCUCACAAGAGACAGGGCCUUUGAGAGCACCCUGAAGUCAUGGGAGGACAAGAGGAAGUGUGACGGUUACCGACCGUCAAGGCCAAGACUCAACUCCCAGCAGUCCAUGGAGUACCUGACAGAGGAGGAGUAUGUGCUGGUGCAGCAGCUGGGCCAGGAGGCAGACACCCUGAUCAACAGAAUCCGGGAAGCUGCAAAGACACACAAAAUCGUUGAGCAGGAGCUGGCACAUGCUGUGAACGCCAGUGCUCUCAUUCUGAGCGAGGCUUUCUCCAACAAAUCCAGCUUCCCCGAGUUCAUCAGCCGAAACACUGCGGUUGAUAUUGUAAACAGUGUCAAAGCGCUACAGCUGGAAACUAAAAUGUUGCUGGAUGGAAAGUUACUGCAGAUGGAGUCCCCGCAGGAGGAGGAGCUGCACUCUGCCCUGAACAGUAUGAGCAGCGAGCUUCAGAAACUGGGAGACGUGCACUGGAUCGCACACAUCGUCAACUGCACCGAUGAGGAGACCACCAGGAACAACAGCAAGAGCAGCAUCAAGCUGAAAAUCAUACCCAAGGCAAAGAAGGACAGAGAAAAACUCCACAAACAAAAAUCAAACAGCUCUCUGCCUGUGGAGAAGUGGCGCACAGAGGAAGUAGCAGCUUGGCUGGAUUCCAUUGGGUUAGGGGAAUACAAAGACAUAUUUGUCCGCCAUGACAUCCAGGGGUCCGAAUUGGUUCUCCUCGAGAGACGAGACCUCAAGGAUCUUGGGAUAACAAAGGUGGGUCACAUGAAGCGAAUCCUUCAGGGAAUUAAGGAGAUUACCACGUCCAUCUGACCAGAACAAUGCGGCGAUCCUGGAGGGAUUCACUCCGCUACAAGCUGGUCUUCUUUCCUCUGCGAGGGAUGUGUUAAGAACAAAGGGCAGAGCGUCAUCAUUUAUUCUUUCUAUCCCAGCACGAGCGCGCGCUGAACCCAUUCAAGUGUUGCUGAAUGGGAGUGAGACUGGUGGGGGGGGGGAGGUAUUUCCGAAUCCAGAUGUCUCCCCUGCUUGUAGACUUUCUGAUGAAUGUGCUUUCCUGAGCCCUUGGCUAAGGCCUGACAAUGUACAAUGGUGUUUUGUUUUAGUUUUUUUAUUGGAAGGCCAGCUACGCGUUGAGAAUGAGCUGAAAGCGAAAGGCGAGGGACUGAUUUUAGCAUAGCUGUGAGAUUGAAAACACUCCAGACCUGCCAGAAGGAUAAAUAUCUCAAAGAGUAUGUGGAACAUGUCAUUAUUGUGUGUGGAAAAGGCCUCUAAGAGAAGCUGGGCCUCUUAGUCUUGUUGUACUGUGACCAGAAUCCUGCAUGGCUUCUACACCUUCCCCAACCUCUCAUGGUGAACGUCACGAUUCUGUGCUCUUACCUGUACAUCACACUUGUGCUUUUGUUCAAUUUCUGUACAGUACAUUGGUGCCAAGCCCGUGUGUGUGACAAAGGCACAACAAGGCUGUGUCAACAGAAUUGUGUUUUGUGCAUUGCAAAGAAAUUACUCACCUUGCACUUAAGUCCUGGAUGCAAGACAGCCAACAGUAUUAUCUUCUCUUUUUUUUUUCCCAAAAGGGCCUCUUUGUUUCAGGCAGCAUACAGUACAGCUACAUUAACAAUACAUCACUUUUGUGCAGUUCAUGUUAAUGUGUAUACUUCCAGUAUAGAUACACUGCAUGGCCUUGAGCUAUCAGAAAAAUAUGAACCCUUAACAGAAGUGAGCCUUUUGUUCAGCAUCUUUCUGUAGCCACAUAGGUAGAGCAUUUUAAAAGUGUUCCACUUCUCAAAUGAUUCGCAUGUGAACCAUUUUCAUCACUGAGCUUUUAAUCAACAAGACCAUGUAGAAACAAGCAUUAAACAACUGUAUAGUGUUGGAGCAGGUUCUCUUUUAACAAGAACUACAUUGCUAAGCUGUGGUUAAAGGGCUCAAGAUCCUUCAAGGAUCGCCUUUCCUGUAUAUUAACAUGAUUCAUACUAAAAAAGUGAAGACCUUGUUUUAAGGCUUCACACAGGGUUGCUUGUAUCAUUUGGAUAGUUUAUUUCCCUACACACCAUCAAAAAAUAUUUAAGUUAACAAAGGUCAAAUAACAAAACACCUCAUUUGCCAAACCCCAUUGCAGUCUGUUAGUAGGAGGAUUAAUAGUGUGGAACAAGCUGACAUACUACAUUAAACCAUAAAUGUGAUCAGUUAUAGUACCAACACAGAAGGAAAGCAAAGCCAGCAUGAUAUCCAAGUAUGUCUUAUUCCGCCUUUGUAAAUCAAAAUCUUCCCGAGUCAAAAGUUUAUCCUGGAACCCAAUAUUCAAUGCAUUGAAAACAAAUUGGCCUAAUGUAUAGAAUAGAUAUGAUUUUGCUUAUUUUGCCAUUUUGCUCCAAAGGCUCAGAGUUUCAGUGUCUCUCUCUAAAGUGACACAAUUUUGCUGUUCAUGACUGUUUACACAUCUACAAACUACAUUCUUACUGGGGUGUCAAUAAUUAGAAAGAAAGUAUUGCAAAGAAUCCUAUUAAAAACUGUUGUGAUCCCA